CGCAUUUGGCGAGGCGCGCUCGGAGUCGGGAGGAGCUUUAAGCCGGAGCCCCGGGCGGGGUGGCUUCGGAGUUUCCUCCCCGCGUGCCGUUCACGGAAUGGAAGCCGAGUUAACUUCUUUCUCUCCCUCCCUGCCGGCUCUCCGCGUUUUUUGGCUGGACCUUUGCAUUCGUCCUUUUUCUGAAGAUGUAAAGGAGCACCAGCCCUGAGAUUAUAUUGAUGUCAGGUGAAGAUGCAGAAGAGGAAGGAGUAUAUUAGGCUGGUGUUCUCUUGUAGUCUCUCCCACACCCCUUCGGUUCUAGCUGAACAGCUUUUGGAGCGAGAGAGCUUGUAAAGUCCCUGUGCACUGACUUCCAUUGAAGCUACGAUCUGAGAGAAAGAUGCAUCUACAACGAACACGCCUCCUAAAGGAGAGACUGUAAACUCGCUAACAAGAACUCUGCCCAAAGAGACAAAUCCUUAAGCGGAACGAGGAAUCGGAGACGGCACCACGAUGUACGUAAAUCCUCGGAGAGUUAGGAAAUGCCAAUUUGUGCAGCUGUUUGCCACUUGCUUCAUACUGAGUCUCAUGAUAUUUUGGGGACCACUUGACGACGGUACUUUUUUGGACUAUGUGAAGUCUUACUCGUAUAGAUACCUCGUCAACAGCUACGCUUUUGUGAACGAAAGCCUCUCUCUCAGCAGGGACAACAUGGACAGGGUAGCAAGCUAUCGAUACUUGAUCAAUCACCCGGAAAAAUGUCAACGGGAAGACAUCCUCCUCCUGCUGUUCGUGAAGAGCUCGCCUGGGAACCGCUACCGCAGAGACGCGAUUCGACAAACGUGGGGUAGCAAUAAGUACGCCCGUUCCCACCUUGACGCCAACAUAAGGACCCUGUUUGCUUUGGGACAGCUGAAAGACUCUGCACACAGGGAGCAAAUGCAAAACUGGCUUCAGGCGGAAGACGAGAAGUACGGCGAUCUGAUCCAGCAGGACUUCAUGGAUACCUUUCACAACCUCACCAUCAAACUGCUCUUGCAGUUCAGCUGGGUAAACAGGUACUGCUCUCAUGCCAAGUUCGUUAUGUCGGCGGAUGAUGACAUUUUCAUUCACAUGCCAAACCUCAUUGCAUAUCUCCAAACCCUUGCGCAGAUCGGCGUUCAGGAUCUCUGGAUUGGGCACGUCCAUCGGGGAGCGCCUCCCGUAAGAGAUAAGACCAGCAAAUACUACGUCUCGUACGAAAUGUACCCGUGGCCUGCUUAUCCUGACUACACAGCUGGGGCUGCUUAUGUAAUAUCCGGCGAUGUAGCAGCUAAAGUAUUUGUGGCCUCACAGACGCUGAAUACAAGCCUUUACAUCGACGAUGUCUUCAUGGGUCUCUGUGCCAACAAGAUGGGGGUUGUACCGCAGUAUCACCAGUUUUUUUCUGGGGAGGGGAAGGCUCCGUAUCAUCCUUGCAUUUAUGAGAAAAUGAUAACGUCUCAUGGCCACACAGAAGACCUCCGCUACCUUUGGAAGCAGGCUACAGACCCAAAAGUGAAGAACAUUUCUUCUGGGUUUUUUGGUAGAAUGUAUUGCAAGAUAGUUAACAUCGCGUUGCUAUGCAGAAUAUAUUAUCAGGGCACAUAUCCCUGCAUGGCAGCGGUGUUCUAAAUACUUGAAUGCCAACAUGGACUUACUGAGCCAAAAUUGGAAUGAGAAAUCUCUCUUAAUUGGUUUCUUUCAAGAUACAUACCAAAAAAAAGGGAAAGAAACGUAUGUAAAAUGUGAAUAUUUGCCUCUACACCGAAUUCUUUAACAGCUUCACCAAAGUGUCUUUACAGCUAUUUUGUUUCCAUAUAGGAUG
This is a messenger RNA of Gekko japonicus, 1825 nucleotides long. It is a transcript of the gene B3GNT5, whose product is annotated as UDP-GlcNAc:betaGal beta-1,3-N-acetylglucosaminyltransferase 5. The coding region runs from base 493 to 1632 and encodes 379 amino acids. The record is from RefSeq and is a predicted model, not a curated record. NCBI's taxonomy places the organism in Eukaryota, Metazoa, Chordata, Lepidosauria, Squamata, Gekkonidae. The transcript has 2 exons. Gene Ontology annotation, cellular component: membrane. Gene Ontology annotation, biological process: brain development.